This is a messenger RNA of Colletotrichum fioriniae, 480 nucleotides long. Lineage: Eukaryota; Fungi; Ascomycota; Sordariomycetes; Glomerellales; Glomerellaceae. The record is from RefSeq and is a predicted model, not a curated record.
AUGUCGUCAGUCAGCGGACGACUCAAACAGAGUCAGCAGCAUUGGCGGCCUUGCACCGUCGACUUUAUCGACCAGAGCCCAGAAUUGACGAAUCUAUGGGAGAAGGCAAACGAGACUCUGCGGAACGACCCCGAUACUGAAAAGAGGGAGCUGGCCCAACAGUAUGCCGAGAUUCUAGCCUUGGAACUUGCUGAGCCUGAGGCUGGGCCUAUGGACACUGAUCCGGCUCAUCUCAAACAAGAGAGAGUGGCAGAUCGUUUGAACGCUAGAGUAGAAAUGCUUAGCCGCGAGCAACUGUCCAUCUCUGUCGGAAGUCGUGAGCUUGAUAUUGAACCCUUGCUUCGAAACGUAUCGAAAAACGUCGUUGCAGCGAGGGACCUCAUCAGCAGUGCUGCUGGCGCCGACCCCCACGCCGCCCUAGCAUGUGCCGGUGGACUCGUCAUUCUCACCGUCAGUAAUGGGGAUGAAAUAUUGGCAUGA